Messenger RNA from Sabethes cyaneus, 6895 nucleotides. It is a transcript of the gene fz2, whose product is annotated as frizzled-2. Gene Ontology annotation, molecular function: Wnt-protein binding; Wnt receptor activity. Lineage: Eukaryota; Metazoa; Arthropoda; Insecta; Diptera; Culicidae. The record is from RefSeq and is a predicted model, not a curated record. The transcript has 3 exons. Gene Ontology annotation, biological process: canonical Wnt signaling pathway; non-canonical Wnt signaling pathway. Gene Ontology annotation, cellular component: plasma membrane. Bases 1714 to 3669 code for a protein of 651 amino acids.
GGACGCAUUUCUCGCUUCGGUUUGCUAAAUGGUGACCGUCGGUUUUAAUAGCAGUGAUAUAUGAAGCGCGUUUCUCUGAUAUGGCGGAUUAAGAAUUGAUAGUGACUAUUAUAAUUGUGGAAAAAUCUUACAAGUGCGGAAUGCGAAUGAAGUUUGAAACCCGCCAGUGCUGGCAAGUGAAUUCCUAUUCAGUUGAGCGUAUCAUUUCGAUUCGAUGAAUGAAAUCGAGAAACCAGCAGAAGCAUUGUGCUCCAGUUUGUGGAAAUGUUUUGUGAUUUUGAGUUGAAAUAAGUGACAUUCCACCUUACCAAAGUGUGAGAAACUCACAGCCAGACAGAAGUGUGAGGCGAUAAACCUGUCGAAGAUCUACGGAAACCUCCGGUUCAGAAUUGCGCUAACGUCAAUAGCAUUUAAAGAAAACAACUUUGCCUCUGUCAGUCGGUGUCCGCGUUGUUAAAGUGCGUGUUUUGUGUGUGCUUUGUAUUCGAAGUACGCAAGCUCCUCGCCGAUUUCGUGGGUUGUAAGGCGCGUAGUGAGGGAACAGACAAGAAGAAGUCAGAAGAGAAAAAGAUUACAACCUUGUCCCGAAUAUUUCGAUUUUAUUUGUCGUUAUUCGUCUUGUUUUCGGGUUCAGUUGUUUGGUGUGCGACAGUGCAAGUAUCAACUCGGUGUACGCUUGUUUGCACUCAGUGGUUUCACUAAUAUGCCAAACACAUGUGAUGCCUGCUGAUGGAUUACGACGGUUGAAGGGGCUGAGUGCAAUUGAGAAUCUAAGUGCUUGCAGUGAGUUUCAUUACGUCAAUAUCGAGAGCAAGCGACAACUAGUGACAGCCUUUCGGCCGUGAUAGCGCGAACCCCUCUUGAACACGGCGAAAAAACAACAACGUCUGUGCAUACAUACAUAGAACGGCGUCGUCGCCAACUACAGACGACGGACCUGUGGCGGAAAACGGGUGCCAUUCUGUGCGAUACCCGGUGCGGACCAAGCUGCAGGCGGAGAGGACACAGCACGCGCAAGCAGGACGACCAGCCGAAGGCAGCGAGUGUGUUUCUAUUGAAGACACUAAAUAGGGAACAAUGAGUUGAACUUCAUCACUUUCCGCGCAACUAUUCUCCACUUACCAUCUCACCCUACUUCAGGAUCCAUUAUCAAAGAACAAGCGAUUCCAACUUUAGUCGGUGCUACUUUUCUCGCGCAUCAAAAACCAUCUCGUCGCUGCUGGCAGAAAACUGAUUUGGUGAACAAGUUUUCUGAAUUUAAUUUUCGUGCUGUCAUCAGCGUCUCAUCCGCCGACCGACCGACCAACCAACCGACCAACCAGCCGACCAACCAUCGGAGCAUCUCGUUAAAGGACAUACCCGGUGCUCAGCGGUCCUAUAGUGGCACAUGUGUCACUCCAGAAGAAACAUCACCAACAGCAACUAAUUCCUCCGUAGCAGCACCGGUAAGCGGAGUGGAAGCGGAGGUGUCGAGCCAAAGUAGCGAGAUGCAUGUUUGUAGUCGCUGCAGCAGGAAGCAACGAUGAAGAUAAUCUAAUUGAAAUUUUGCACCCAGGCUGGACUGGGACAGCAAGCGCAAUCUGCGACUACUAGCAGAAGCACACAUACACGUAACAACAGAAACACGGAGACAGAAAACAUUUCGCCUCAUUUUCGGAGCAGAAAAUCAGAUUCGAAAUCACUCAUAGACACGUUUUGUCUAGAAAGAAUAAAAUGACACGAACCGCAAUCAGUGUCCUAACGGUGGGACUCCUGCUGCUGUGCUGCAGUACCCGCGCCGAUUCCAGCUAUUAUGGAGGUGCCGGUGUCAGCCCGGCCCCGCACCUGCCAGCAAUACCGAAAGAUCCGCACUCGCGAUGCGAAGAAAUCACGAUUCCGAUGUGUCGGGGCAUCGGUUACAAUCUGACCUCCUUCCCGAAUGAGAUGAAUCACGAAACGCAGGAGGAAGCCGGUCUGGAGGUGCACCAAUUCUGGCCACUGGUCGAGAUCAAAUGUUCACCAGAUUUGAAAUUCUUCCUGUGCUCGAUGUAUACGCCGAUCUGCAUCGAGGACUACCACAAACCGCUGCCGGUGUGCCGAAGCGUUUGCGAGCGAGCAAGAGCUGGCUGUGCACCGAUUAUGCAGCAAUACAGCUUCAGCUGGCCGGAGCGAAUGGCAUGUGAAAAUCUGCCCGUUUCCGGCGAUAGCGAUAAUCUCUGUAUGGAGCAGCCCAGCGAGGACGACGGCAGCCACUCGUCCUCCGGAAGUGGAAGCAGUAGCGGAGGUUCCCACGUCAAACCAACCCGAAAAUCUCACGGGUCAUCCGCAGGCGGUGCUGCCGGCCAGAAUAACAAAUGCAAAGGCAAGAAUUCAAAAAACUGCCCAAAUCCCCCAGGGGAAAGAACAAAAGAGUGCAUGUGCCGGUGUCGGGAGCCACUGGUGACCCUGGGGAGGGAAAGCCUACUGCACAACCAAAGUGUCGAAAGGGUCGGCGACGUCAUAAACUGCGCGAUUCCGUGCCGGGGGGCGUUCUUCAGCCAGGAAGAAAAGGAUUUCGCCGGGGUGUGGAUCGCGCUCUGGUCCGGCCUCUGCGGCAUAAGCACACUAAUGACACUCACCACGUUCCUCAUCGACACCGAAAGAUUCAAAUAUCCUGAGAGACCGAUCGUGUUCCUGUCGGCGUGCUACUUCAUCGUGUCCUGCGGCUACCUGACGCGGCUCUUCAUGGGACACGACGAAAUUGCGUGCGACGGGAAGGCCAUCAAGUAUCCAUCGAUGGGCCAGAGCUCGUGUACGAUGGUGUUCAUCAUGAUCUACUUCUUCGGCAUGGCGUCCUCGAUCUGGUGGGUGAUUCUGUCGUUCACCUGGUUCCUGGCUGCCGGACUGAAGUGGGGCAACGAAGCAAUCUCCAAGCACUCGCAGUACUUCCAUCUGGCGGCCUGGCUGAUUCCGACCGUACAAAGCGUGUCGGUACUGCUAAGGCCGGCUGUGGAUGGGGAUCCAAUCGCCGGGAUUUGCUACGUUGGAAACACAUCCGUUGAAAAUUUGAAGAAUUUUGUUCUGGCUCCAUUGUUCGUCUAUCUGGUCGUCGGAACGACGUUUUUGAUGGCCGGAUUUGUGUCGCUGUUCCGAAUUCGGUCAGUUAUUAAGCAGCAAGGUGGUAUAGGAGCUGGAUCGAAAGCGGACAAACUGGAGAAACUGAUGAUUCGGAUAGGAAUCUUCAGUGUUCUGUACACCGUCCCGGCUACGAUAGUGAUCGGAUGCAGUCUGUACGAAGCCAACUACUUCGAGGACUGGAUGACCGGUUUGACGUGCCCGUGCAAAGCAGCCAUUGGGAUCCGGCAAAAGCCACUGUACUCGGUUCUGAUGUUGAAAUAUUUCAUGGCCCUCGCAGUGGGAAUCACAUCCGGAGUGUGGAUAUGGUCCGGCAAGACGGUGGAAUCAUGGCGACGAUUAUGGCGAAGAUUGUUCGGUUCGCCCGAUCCAACCGGCGCCGGUCAGGUGCUGAUAAAACCACGACCUCCACUCCCGCAACCGUACGCCACAUCGGGAAUCGGUGUGGGUCCUGGUUCUGCAGCGGCAUCCCUACUCGCCACUCCGUACACGCAAACCGUCGGUAGCGUGGCAUCCACUAGUCAUCACCAUCUGCAUCAUCAUGUACUCAAGCAAACACCGCUUAGCCAUGUAUGACCUGGAGACAUUGGCGGCGCUUCCACGCUCACUGCCGGAUCCGGCUCGGUGGUAGAUCCCCGGGCUGUCUCUGUCGUCGUAACGCUGCCAGGACCACAACCAGGACAAGCCCUGAGCGACUAUGGUCCGAUAUAGUUGACAGUGCGACCAGAUACGGCACGAUGGAUACCUAGCAAUGCGAGCGAUCAGCUGUGACCCGGACGCGCAUAAACGGGGAGGGGCUCCGCACACUACCGCAGUCUCUCAUCAUCUGCCAGUGCAUGUGUGCGUGAGUAACACUUGUGUAGAAGUUAGUUAACGUAGUAGGCGCAUAGGUCUGUGUUUAAUUUGUACCGAUUGUGUAAGGCAGGCUAAAACCAGAAAGUUGUGUGAUGUAGAUGUCGUUGUUUCUUAUUGUAGACACUAAGGACAACCGAAACAAGUAAUGAAGCAAGUAACAAAGUGUACACAUUUCUAUGUAUAGGAUAGGUCAAAUGAAGUCGUGCUGGUCAAAAGUCGCACUGUUCCCUCCCUGUCGCCAUUUUCUCCAAAACAUCAUCCUACUAACUAAUACUACUACUAUUACUACUACUAACUACAACUACUACUACCAUCUAGAACUUUAACGUAAGUACGAUGAAGCAGCUCUCUUUCUAGUCCAAAAAAACACACACACACAACUGAGUGUAGAAAACUGAUCCAUCGACAGACUUUUAUACAGAAGUGAAGAACCAAGAAAAAGGCAUCUCCUGCCGACUAUUAAACGUCAAGCAAAACAAAAGCAAAAACAAAAUAUUAUUCCGAUGUUAUAACAAACGCAUAAUUGGUAUGUGGUAGCAGCAAAAAAACUAGUCUACUUGUCCAAGAAAUUACCUUCUAACUGUGAACUAAUAAUGUGUUCUUUAGCAGAGCAUUCUCGUGAUGUCCCGAACUGUAAUUUAAGAAGCAAAAUCUGCCCAUUUAAUCUGCAAAUAAUUGCUCUCCAAGACCGAAGCGGCCACCACUAUCUAACAGAAAGCAGUACAUUCGAGAUUUCCAAAGACAUAAAUGACAAUACUAGCCCGGCAAAUAGUUACGAAAACCCAUUUCUCGACACUAAAUCAUUAUUUGCAGCGCCCGAAAGUCGCAAAAUAAACAUCCACGGAAAUGCGAGAGCUAACGCAUAGCUGAGAGAAAAUAAAAAUCAUGAAUUCCGCCAUUUCACUGCCAAAAUCAUUAAUUUUCGGUUCACCAACCAUUCAUAGAUACAGCAACGACUCGGGGCCAAAAACGGCAUUUUAUAAAUUCUCAACAACAUUCAGCUGACGGCUGGUCAGGCCAGGCCGACCAGCCCGGAGGAAAGCCGCUCUCGUCGCUAGCUGCUAGCCGGUAGAUAAAUCAGACUGGACACACACAUAAAUCUAAAUUAACUCGGAUUAGUCGUUUGGCACAGAGCAAAAUUGUCAUUAUAUUCUACCGGCCUACCAGCUGUAGUACGAACUCCGAAUGGCCGAUGCAAAGAAAAUACAACAACAAUCGACGGAAUGGCAAUUUCGUCGAAAUGAGAGCAAGCAACGCGGCUGCAAAACAAGAGAAAAAAUGAAUUCAAGAAAUUAACAAGCAGACGAAAAAGAAGUAAUUAAAACACUUUUAAAAGGUGCAUUUCAUGAAACAUUCAUACGUAAUUAGAAUUAAUUUACUCGUUUAUGGUAUAUAGGGAGGAAAAUCUAUUGGGCAAAAUAGUAGAAGAUGAAGAAGUUAAAAGAGAACAUAAGUAAUUUUUGCUGGUUCAUUUUUUUCUCAGUUUUGUUAUCUGUCAGACCUUUCGGGAAUUGAUUCAAUUUUUUGUUUUGCUUGAUUUUAAUUAUUCUUAAAUCGGACAAGGUUUUGCCUUUGAGCAUUUCUUUUUUCGGAAAACAAGUUCAAGCAAGCCUUGGAUUUUCUUUUGCUUAUUUCUCAAAACUCUCAAUACAUGACCUAAGUUUACCCGCGCAUACCACACACAUCACUCGUACUUGGUUUGUAAAAAGCCUACUUCGAUUGCCAUACCUUCAGUUAUUGAAGACUUUCGGUUAAGCAUUGUUUAUUAUGUAUGUAUAGAAGAAACAAACACACACACACUGCUAGUGAGGAGAAAAACUUAUAAACUCUAUCUUGUUUAUAUUUUUAAUCACUAUUAAUCGAACUAGGAAACUUACUUUAAACUGCGUGUACAUAUCAUAAUUCUAGCUUAAAGUGAAGAAUGUCGAAAUAAUCUGUUUUGCUCUAAAUACCGUCUAAAAUUAUAAUUUGGUAGCUGCUUCUUUAACGGAAACGUAAAAUUUAAAACUAUCAACGCAAAAUCAAACUGUAAAUUAUUUGUAAUUUAUUUUCUACUGAGUUAGAUAAACCAGCCAAUGGUUUUCUGCACUUUUAUAUCAAUUCUAUGAUGAGAGUGAUUGAGCGAGAUGACAGCGUUAAACAUGCAUUUACAGUCAAACAAACUUUAGAUAUCAAACUUUGCGCACCCCUUCUGGAACUAAGCAGCUAUAAUUCUACAAAGAAACAUCACACAACAGCAAAAUCAUAAAAAUGCAGUAUAACGUAGUAUUUUCAAACUGGUAAAACGGUCAAUUGAACAAUGUGAUCUAAUUUCAGUUCUUCACCAACUCUCUAGGUAACACCGAAAAAAAGCAAUAUUGCUCUGCAAAGAGUCAUGCCACACAGUAAAAUCAUCUUCAAAAUCAUAACUGAUAAAUUGGUAAUAGAACUUCUUAAUAGAUUUUUUUUAGUUUCCAGAGGGCACACCACUUUAGAAUCUAUUCGAAAACAAUAGUCAUAUAUCUACUUAUUGUUUGCACCAUAAAUUUUCGUCUUUUUCUUAAAUCUGGCAAAACUUCUAUUCUUGUCUAGGACUCUUCGAAAAUUUAUUUUGUUUUUUCUUUUAUCAUGGAAAAAGAAACGGAAAACGCGCUAAAAGAAACAGAAUAAAGCAAACGGUGUGAAUGAAAUCUGGUUUUAACAGAUACAUGGACUGUAUACGAAUAUUUUGAAUUAUUGAAUUAUUACUGCAAUUAUUACUGUAUUUGAGCAUAAUUACCGUAAUCAUGCGUAGUAGUAAUAAGACGUAAGUCGUAGUGUAUAAACAAGUAAUAACAAAAAGAAGGAAAGAAAAAAAAUAAAACAAAAAAGCACACACAAGAGGUACAGAAACAACAAUGGAAGCAAAAAUUAUACAAUAAGAAGAUUCACAAGUGAAAGGUGAAGCAAGAAAAACAAACUUAUAUAU